AUGGCGCUUCUUGCAACGGCUUACUUUGGAAAGCUGGAUUUUGUCAGCCGUUACGCUGUUGGAUUGUACGGUUUUCUGCUUGCGACGGGUUUGCUCAGUAACAGACUGUUUCUGCGUUGGUGGUAUUUCACAGGUCGCAGGGAGCAUCCUGAGAACUUUCUUCAGGUGCUGGUGAUUGGCACGGGCAACCGGGCUAACAACCUGAUGCAGUCUUACAAGGACAAUUCAGAGUGGGGUAUCAGCGUUAUUGGUGCACUAGACCCUGCCGGUGAGAAUCAGGCGGCGUCAAAACUUGCUGACGAUGUGCCGCUGCUGGGUGAUGUGUCAGAGAUCCGCAAGGUCAUUACUGACCAGGUAGUCGACGAGGUCAUAAUCUGCCUGCCGAGAUCAUUGCUCAACAAUGUUUCUGUUGUCAUCGACGCCUGUGCGGAGGAGGGUGUGUGUAUCAAAUUCCUUGCUGACCUUUACGAAAUUGAAGGGGGUUCGUACCAGUUGGAACAGAUAGGUAGCUGGCCGGUUUUGAGUCUUAAUCCAAUUUCUAGAAGUGAAAACUCAUUAAUUAUCAAACGGAUAGUCGACUUAGUUGUAGCAAUUCCUGUUUUACUGCUGCUGGCACCAUUGUUCCUGAUAACCGCCCUUGCCAUCAAACUUGAAUCCCGCGGGCCUGUUUUCUUCAAACAAUCCAGAGUCGGUUUAAACAAGCGCAAAUUCAACAUGAUCAAGUUCCGCAGCAUGUAUGAAGAUGCGGAACAGCGCCUGGCGGAAAUCGAGCAUCUGAACGAAGCUGACGGCCCCAUCUUCAAGAUGAAAAACGAUCCUCGUGUGACUCGUGUUGGACGGAUGAUCCGUCGUACCAGCAUUGAUGAACUGCCACAGCUGUUUAACGUGCUCCUGGGUCAAAUGAGCCUGGUUGGUCCAAGACCCAUGUCAUUGCGUGAUGUCAGCCUGUUCAGCAAAGGUGUUCAGCGCAAACGCUUCAGCGUCAGACCUGGACUUGCAUGUUUGCGCGAGGUAUCAGGUCGUAGUGCGUUGAGUUUCGAACAGUGGCUUGCGCUGGACUUGAAGUACAUCAGUACCUGGUCAUUGUGGCUCGACUUCAAGAUCAUGCUUUUACUGAUUCCUGCAGUGAUCAAAGGUGACGGUUGGUCAUUUCUUAUCUAUGUCUCGUUCUCCGGUAUCGGCUUUGGCCAGGCCGUUGCCUAUUUCAUUGCUCGUCACGAUGCUGAGCGACAACAUUCGGAAGUUACCUCUAUCUGCGCAACUGGCUGGUGGGCGCAGUGUAUUGUCGGUCUGGUUGGGGCAGCUUCGUUUGCGUUGUUAAUGUAUCUGGCUGGAACCUCACACAGUGACAAUCCGGCGUUAAUGGACGAAAUUGCCAAGAUCACAACGUUUAUGUCUCUGGCUGUUGGUGCCGUCAUGUUUGGCGACAUAGCUCAUGGUGUGUUGAUUGGCAAACAUGAAUCCCGAAUCUCGGAAUACAUCAAUCUGGUACAUGACCUGCUCCUUGCUUGUGCGAUGGUCGUAGCGCUGUUACUUGGCUAUGGCAUUCAAGGGCUUGCUGCAGUGACCUUAAUAUUGCGAGUUUGUUCAGAGUCCAUCCGGUACCUGUUUGCCUAUCGGGUUUGCAAAGAAAUGAGCAUCAAUCCUUUCCGUGUAUCCAUCAAUAAUGGUGCAGUUUUGUUGCGUUACUCGAUGAAAACUUCAAUCAACGUUUUGCAGGAUCUGCUGGUACACCAGUCUAUGAGGUUAUUGCUUUUCCUGAGCAUGGGCCCGUUAGUACUGGCCGCCUUUUCUCGUUACGCGACAAUCAUGCGACAAAUAAAUCGCCUGACAGAUCGGCUUUCAAUGUCAUUGUCGACAGUAACAAGUGCUCUGGUUGCGUCAGGUGCUGAAGAAGAAGUUGUCAGUCUUUAUGUGCAGGGCACUCGCAUGGCGGUACUGAUCAGUCUGCCACUAUUGACGGUUUUUGCGGUCGCUGGCGACUUGAUUGUAGCUCUCUGGAUGGGGCCUGAAUUUGUUAUAGACCACGUUGCUGUUCUGUUGGCUGCCGGAGCCGUUUUAUUUUGUGCGGCUUUUUUGGGGCACUUCACCCGUUUUGGCGUGUUCCCCAGCUUGUCGGAACACUUCGGGUUUGCUCUGACGUUUGCCGGCGUGUUGUUAUUUUUCAUGGUGGCUAUGGGGGUUUACGAAGCGCGUCUGCGCGAGGGGUACGUUGGUGUCAUGUUACGUACCGCUGUUGCUGUGUUCCUGCUCGGGACCAUCGGCAUGGCGCUGGUUCUGUUUUUGUUUCCUGAUCUUGUUCUCGGUCGCGGAGUUCUGUUGUUUGCCAGCAUCGAAGGUUUUCUGUUAGUCGCUGCGUUGCGAUGGAUUACGUCAAAUUUUAUCGACGAAGACUUCAUGAAAUCCAGGGUACUUAUUCUGGGCACCGGACAGCGGGCAGUCAAAGUGGCGAGCAGAAUGCGUCGUCGUUCUGAUCGGCGCGCCUUUGUGCUCGAAGGUUUUAUGCAGCAGGAAGGUACGCCGAAUCUGAUCGCGGAGUUUGGCGCCAAUGUCAUUGCCUAUCCUGAGGCAGGUCUCUCCGAGUACUGUCAGGUCAACGAUGUGGAUCAAAUUGUGGUGGCCGCAGAUGACCGGCGCGCCGAUGGAGACAACGCUCCUGGUAUACCUUUUGAAGAACUGAUGGACUGCAGGCUCUCUGGUGUAGACAUCUGUGAAGUGCAGAAUUUCAUAGAGCGGGAAGCCUGUAAAAUUGAUGUCGAUCUGCUGCAGAGGUCCUGGUUGGUUUACUCAGACGGCUUUGUCACCAACUGGUACCGGGCUUUAGUCAAACGGACUUUUGAUAUUGCUGUUGCCUCUGUUCUGUUUAUCGUGUUUUUGCCCAUUAUGCUGCUUUCAGGCAUUGCCAUUUUGAUAUGCGACAAAUUCCAAGGCCCGCUUUUUUAUCGGCAACAACGGGUAGGCAAAAAUGGCACGCCGUUUACUGUCAUUAAGUUCAGAACCAUGCAGGUGGAUGCCGAAGAAAGUGGCGCCAUGUGGGCUGAAUACAAUGAUCCGAGGACCACCCGGGUAGGUGCUUUCUUACGUCGCUCUCAUCUUGAUGAGCUCCCCCAGCUGAUUAACGUCAUAAAAGGUGACAUGAGCAUGGUGGGGCCACGUCCGGAACGACCGGUUUUUGUUGAGGAAUUGAAUGCCACAAUUCCUUAUUACGAAGAGCGGCAUCGUAUGCAACCCGGCAUCACCGGUUGGGCGCAACUCUGUUACCCUUACGGCGCGUCCAUCCAGGAUGCAAAGGAAAAGCUCCAGUACGAUCUGUAUUAUGUUAAAAACCACAGUAUCCUGCUGGACAUGAUUAUUCUGCUGCAGACUGUUGAGGUUGUUCUGGUUGGCGAAGGUUCUCGAUAG
This is a messenger RNA of Symbiodinium pilosum, 3402 nucleotides long. NCBI's taxonomy places the organism in Eukaryota, Dinophyceae, Suessiales, Symbiodiniaceae. The record is from the annotation of a GenBank genome assembly.